AUGAUAGCUGAACACUUACAGAAAUUAAAAAAGAUAACUGGGUGUCUGGACAUUGUUGGUGUCGAGUUUUCGAUGUCAGGAAAAUUCGAUCAACCGAACUUCGAAGAACUCGACUUGACCAACUUGACGGAGAUCGAUUAUGUUGCGGCACUUUGUGAGAACGUUUUUGCUUUGAAUAUUACGAAGAACAAGUAUUUGCGACGUAUCGACUUCAACGAAAACUUGAUCUUGAACGGGCACUUUUUAUGCCAUUUCAACCUGAGAAGUACGAUUAUGGUAGGUUGUAGCGUCAACAAUGUCGCGAAUGUCGAAUUAUCGCGGAACUUGAUAUUUGAACUGACUGAUCUCACUCGAGAUAUUUACAUAAUGCUAGAGAUUAAUUUCACUUCUAACUUCUUAACUUCCGUUCAAAAUUUACUUUGCUUUGCAGAUUGCUUGCCCGAGGAUCCUACGGAAAAGUUGAGAAAUUGUACGGGUUUAAUCGGACCCGUCCAUUUGGGAAGCCUAUCACCAACACUAUACAAUCUACUUAUUAAUAAGACAAUUAAGAGAAUUCACGGGCAAUUCAUUAUGAUGUCGACCGACAUUACCGAUCUCGAAGCUUAUGGAAACCUCACAAUUAUUGCACACAACAGUGAGUGUCUCAAAAUUGUGCUUACUCCAAAUUACUUCAUACGGCUACUCUUAUGUACGCAACCUGCAGUAACCUAG
Molecule: messenger RNA, 711 nt
Organism: Haemonchus placei
Lineage: Eukaryota; Metazoa; Nematoda; Chromadorea; Rhabditida; Trichostrongylidae
Source: the annotation of a GenBank genome assembly